Messenger RNA from Rotaria sp. Silwood1, 2355 nucleotides. The record is from the annotation of a GenBank genome assembly. NCBI's taxonomy places the organism in Eukaryota, Metazoa, Rotifera, Eurotatoria, Philodinida, Philodinidae.
AUGCAAAGUCUUAUAAUAACAGACGAAAAUGAAGCUAACUUUCUUGGUCAAGUUAGUCUUGAUAUUAAAUCAUUAGUUACAUUUGAACGUGAACAAUGGUUUCCUUUAACUGGAUCGAACCAAAAUCUUUCAAAUGAUAAUAAGCCACGACGUGAAAUUCUACUUCGAUUGCAAGAUAAUACAAAUAAAAACAGUCAUCAAUAUGGAUCAAAUAGUAGUGUAUUACAAUUUUGUGGUCGUCAUUCAUCAUCAACAUCAGCUCUUGAUCAAAUAAAUUCAUCAACUAUAGCUCAUCCAAUAAUUCCUCAGAAAAAUUCUCUUCUAUUACCAAUGCCAGCUUUUUCUUAUCCAAAAUCACCCAAUAUUGUUAACAGAAACUUCAGUCAAAGUGUUUCAUGUAUAACACCAGUUGCUAAUUCAGAUUUUCCAUCAUUAGUUGAAGAAUAUCAUAAACUAACUCGUAUUGUUAUACGACAUGAAUUAGAAGAUGCAAGAGAAACAAAGAAAAACAAUGAGUUAAAUGAUUCAGUUAUUGAUUGGAAUAGAUCAUUAAAUAAUCUAUCUUAUAGUGUUCUCAAACCAUUUCAUAUUUUAUACAAUAUUUCAGUUCUGUCAGAAGCAUUUAUACAGUUCCUUGUUAUCAUAGAGCUUCGAUAUUCAGAAGAUUAUGGAUUAUUUAAAAGUCAAGUUGUUAUUGAAAAGUAUUUGAGCACACUUAUGAAACACAUGCCACCAAGAACUGAUAUUGAUGAUUCGGAUUUGACUGAUUAUGAAAGAACAGUAUUUGAAGGAAUUUUUUCUUUAUUUAUUGGUCACUAUAAAAAACGCGUAUGUAGUAAAGUACCAUGGUUUUUACCUUUGCCAGAAAAUUUAUCAAGUAUUCAAAGAAUACUCAACACAAUUUGUACUUUAUUUCAAUUAAAAAUUUGCUCAAAUGAAUCAACAACCAAAAUACUUCUUGAAGAAACAAUCAAAACUCGUCUACAAACGGAUAUCAAUGAUUCGUUUAGUGUUCAUUCACUUGUAUUUCAGGACAGAAACGAUAUACAAUUAAAUACUGUUCGAGAAUUUUUUGAAUUCGUUGAAAAAUUAGCUGAAUCCAUGUCAAUUAUAACAGAAUAUCAGAAACUCUUUGCAUCCUUCAAUGUUAAUUAUAUAAAAACAUGUUUUUUUGAACAAAAUAGUGCUGGCCAUCGUGUAACUGAAGUAACAAAACGUAUAUUAAAAAAUAUGAUAGACUAUUUUCAAAAGUAUGCAAAACCGAUGGUGAAAGCAACAUCAUCAAUAUAUGAUCCGAAUUUAAUUCAAAGUUCAAGUGUACUUUUAAAAUUAUUUUUAUGCCUAAAAAGAAUUAUUACAGCAUUUCGAGAUACUCUUGAAACACGACUUCUUUCAUCAUUACCAGACGUAUUAUGCUUCUCGUCUGUUAUUGAUAAAAUGAUUGAAAGAUAUGAAUCAGCAGAUUUUCAACAAACAAAAGUAACACUUGAACGUCUAAUAAGUACAGCCGAAAACGAAAUGAAUGAUGUCAUUAAAGUUAUAUUUGAACGUUUUGCAACAUUAUUUUAUGUAUCUUUGAAAGAGAAAAUUUCCAAAUACUAUGAAGAUGAAGAACAUAAAAAAAGUCAAUAUAUAUGUGAAUAUCUUGACCAAGAAAUUCUUCCUAAACUGUAUGGUGGUCUCGAAAGAGUUCAUUAUUUGCGUGUUGCUUGUACUAUACGUAUAAAAGCAUUACAAUGUUUCAGAGAAUUAUUACCAUUACAAGAAUCACCAGAUUUUUAUGGACAUGUUUUACAAUUAUUUGAUCAUUUGACUGCAUACUUUGAAAUUGUAUGUCGUGAAGAACAACAUAUACCUGAACAAUUACAAUUACUUUAUUUUCAAGAAAUAACUCAAACACGUCCUCCUGAUACAUAUUCAACAAAUAAUGGUAUAAUUGUAUUUCGUGCUGUAUAUGAAGUCGUGAGUGAUCUUAUUUCUAUUUAUGUUCAACGUAUCUUGAAUUUGAGUCAGUUAUUUCAAUGGGAUCAUCAUCCACUGAAUAUUGUACAUACAUCGGGUGCUGUUUUACGUCUUAGUGUUUGGGAUGAAGAUAUGGUAAAAGACGAUCAUUUUAUUGGGGAAUGCUUCGUACCAUUGAUGAUUGUUGAAUCAUUAAAAAAUCGUGCAUCAAUACGUGAUAUUCCUGUAUCAGUAGUACGUUUGAGAAAGCCAAAUAAAAAUGCUCAACCAAGAGUAUAUGAAUCAAUUCGAAAUCGUGCAAAAAUUGAUCAAGAAGCAGCUAUAUUUAUUAAACAACGUACUUGUGCAAUGGAAUCAGAAGACGGAAGCCAUGAUCGAGCUACGCUACCGUAA